UGUCCGUCUGUCCAGCACUAUGAAGCCUGUUCCCCUGAUCCUGCUCCUUGCCACUGUUCUCCUCAGCUCUCACAUCCCCCCCAGUGUCUGUCGACCACGGGACCUGGCAAUGUUCGACGGCCACGGCUACAAGAGUCAGCUGGACGAGGUGUUGCUGAAGGCUGGUGAUAACGCCAUUUCCUACCUUAUAGGAGAAAAGAUACUGAGGUAUUUGCAAAGAAAUCCCCGGUUGCAGGCAGGUCUCCCGCCACAGUUUCCCUUUGAGGUGACGCCCCUGGGCUCGAGGGGUCUUGGUCACCUGGCGCGCAGUUUGCCGCUCUUGGAGGAGCAGCGCGCGCCUGAGGAGGGCAACAGCCUGGAAGAGUUCGUGGAGCUGACCAAGAGAAACGACGACCCCCCGAUCUCCAUCGACCUCACUUUCCACCUUCUGAGAAAUAUGAUCGAAAUGGCGAGGAUCGAGAGCCAGAAGGAGCAAGCGGAGUUAAACCGCAAGUAUCUGGAUGAAGUUGGAAAAUGAUACAGCAAGUGUCGUCAACAAGUGAGAAAAAAUCCAGAUAAAACAUCUCACAGAAAACAGCAAAGCCCCUGGCACUCUCAGACCCACGAAAUAGUUUAGAUUUUGAUUUAACCGUUGGUUUCUCUGCCAUUCUUCAUCAUAAGAUGCAUAAAAAUAACUUCCCCACCUGUCCAAAAAGCCUUUCAAAAAUCAACGGGCAAUAAAUUAUUGACUGCCAAGAAGACCCCAUCUACAAUGGAAUCAUAGUGAGGCGCCUUGACAACUAUUCCCUAACAUAUGGCAUAGUGUGAAUACUCCGGAUCUCACACCUCUAUAGUGUAUUCUCACCUUUGGAUGUCCGGAGCAUUGUAGUUGGCCUACAACAAUAAUAUUGCCAGACACAAAUUGAGUUACAAGUUGCCCUCAUGUGGAAUAAGUGCAACAUGUUUUGUUAGUCGUAGUCUAAAUGGUUGGUACUAGGUAAAUAACAAAGGCAGGUAGGCUAGUCAUUGU
This is a messenger RNA of Oncorhynchus nerka (sockeye salmon), 1009 nucleotides long. It is a transcript of the gene uts1, whose product is annotated as urotensin 1. The record is from RefSeq and is a predicted model, not a curated record. Bases 20 to 517 code for a protein of 165 amino acids. Gene Ontology annotation, molecular function: hormone activity. The transcript has a single exon. Gene Ontology annotation, cellular component: extracellular region. Lineage: Eukaryota; Metazoa; Chordata; Actinopteri; Salmoniformes; Salmonidae.